AAUUCUCGUGUCUGUUUGUACUUUGUAGUUUGUACACUACAUUUCCUUCUUCGAACUUAAUUAUAAAAUUUUCAAUUAUUUAGCCUCAAAAAGUUGUUCUUCCUCACUUCACUUCCCACAAAUUCUACCUAUAUAACCUCCCCCCAUUUAACCAACUAAAAUAUCAUAACUCGAAAACCAAAACCCAAAACCCAAAACCCAAAAUGGCUACUUUUUCUGCCCUCUCCGUUCAAGAUUUCUUGGGAAGUUUCCACUCUAGAAGAUUGCUGCAACCGCUGCCAACCCAUGUCUCCCGCUUGAUGGCCGUGGCAGCGCCGCCGGCCAGCGGGGACGGACGGGACCCGAUGACGGCGGAGGCGGCGGUGGGUGGCAACGCAUUUGACGCGAAUGUUGUGAUGGUCCUGUCGGUGCUGCUGUGCGCCUUGAUUUGUUCGCUUGGGUUGAACUCCAUCAUAAGGUGUGCGUUAAGGUGUUCAAACUUAGUGGUGGCGACCGGCGAUCAGCAGCGGAGUGGCGGCGGCGGCGACCCAUCGGCGGCGAGGCUGGCCAACACGGGGAUCAAGAAGAAGGCGCUCAAGACGUUCCCGACGAUAAGCUACACGAAUGAGGUGAAGCUGCCGGGGCUUGACGCGGAGUGCGUGAUUUGCCUGUCGGAAUUCGCCCCCGGCGAACGCUUGCGUAUCCUGCCCAAAUGCCACCACGGUUUUCACGUCCGCUGCAUAGACAAGUGGCUCAACUCUCACUCCUCUUGCCCCACUUGCCGCCACUGUCUCAUUGAAACCUGUCAAAAAAUUGUUGGCUGCGCCGCCGCUACUCCUAGCUCAUCGGUCAUCUCACCGCCGCCGCCGGAGGGGAGCAUAGCGAUAAGGAUUGAACCACUCCCCAGAGAAGGUUUGAUAUCUAAUCAUCAAAACUAAUAGCUGAUCGAGCUCAGCUCAUCACAUUUGUAGCUCAAAUAGAUUUAGCACUAGCAAGGCAUAUAUUUAAAGUAUAUAUGCAACUUCAUUGUAGUGUUCAAUCAAGCUUAAGAUCAGAUCCCCAACUGUACAUUCAAUCGUCUAUAAAUCUCCAAUUAUUUAUUUAUUUUUC
Messenger RNA from Ipomoea nil (Japanese morning glory), 1089 nucleotides. Its product is annotated as RING-H2 finger protein ATL78-like. The transcript has a single exon. Gene Ontology annotation, molecular function: transferase activity. Lineage: Eukaryota; Viridiplantae; Streptophyta; Magnoliopsida; Solanales; Convolvulaceae. The coding region runs from base 204 to 917 and encodes 237 amino acids. The record is from RefSeq and is a predicted model, not a curated record. Gene Ontology annotation, biological process: protein ubiquitination.